ACAUGUUAUGCCAGCCAAUCUCUAGGGGACACGAAUCAGGACCACUUUCGUUAUAUAAAGUUCGAUCUCUUUCUCUUUUACUUCAUAGUUAAUACUUUGUUUAUUGAAUCAUGCUGACAUUGUCAUUUUGACUUAUUCAAACUUAUUAUUUAUACAGAACAUUCUAUUCAAACAUGGUUAGCCAUUUCGGGGAAGUUGUAUUUCCAUCAUCGCGAGCGUUUUGGGAUGACAAAGACGAAUACGAACCAGUUGAAGAUGUAACCAGUUCGAGAUUGUUUCUUCACUGGCAAAAAAAUAAACCAGAACUUAUAAAAAAGUUUAUUGUAAUCGAAGGAGAUCCAUUAAUACGUAAUAUAUUCUUAACUUUUGUGGAACACUGUUUAUGUCACAAUGUUGAAGAAGCAUGUAUCAUAAAGGAUGAAAAUGACAAGAAAGUUUCUAUAAUUUAUGAAAUAGACAAACAGCUGUAUGUAUGCACAAUUUUACAACAAUUUAAUAUAAAAGAUGCAGGAAUACUUAUAAAUGAGAUAUCCAACUUACUACUAAACACAGAAAGCAUAAUUGCGAUAGUGUGCCGUCAUAUAUCACAGUUUCAGAGUUCAAAUGUUCCAGAUGAUCCAUCGUUCUUAAGGAUAUUGACCACUAAAAAUAUAAAUUCUGAAUGUAAAAUUAAGACAUUGGAACAACCAAACAUUAUAUUUGGAGUUGGCGCAGGAGUUUUAUCUUACGCUGAGUUCAUAAACAUGUCAGCUAAAUUAUAUAUAUUGUACAUUGAUGGUUUUGUAUUAGAUUCAAAGUGUGCAGAACCAAUUGUGAAGAUUCUAAACAGUGAAAUACCUGGCAAAUUACAACGCUUCAAAUUUGCAGAGAACUUUUUUAGUAAAGGAAAUCUUUACAUGUGAUAUGUCAUUUUAUUUUCCUAUGAAAAUAAUUUCUGAAUUAACCAGACGUAAACCGAAUCGAGUUAUAAUUCUUUUUGUUCUGAUAAAUAUAUUGGUGAUAUUUGCUAGAAAAGAAAGAGAGAAUGGUUGUUAUAAUAGUAGAAAAAAGCAAGAUUUGCUAACAACCAUUGCUAACAACAGCAAAUAUAAAAGUACGACGUAUGUCUGUACAAAAUUUACACUAAUAGGAUUUUUAAUAUUUUAAUAAGUUUAUCUUUACUUAAGAUAACAAUGUCCAUGUAAAUACAGUUUAUAUCGUACGCACAACACAUUGCCUUCCGUUAUGGUUGCGGCGGGUAAUAAUUGCGUGGUGGCGCGGCAGAUGGUGGAAUUGGAUUAUUUGCUGAAAAAUACGGUGUGUUUGUUGGAUAAGAAUACGGCUGAAAUGGCGGCUGGUUCGUAGUCGGUACCGACGAUGGUGUGGGACGAAUAGCAGCGGAAGAUCCAAUAUGGUGCAUCGUCGGUACGAUAUGGUUCAUUGUGUUGACAGGAGGUGGUGGAACCGAAACGUUCGCAGGCGGGAACGCUGCCGGAUAAUUUGUAUUGUUAGAUGCCGCGAAAUUUGCCGGGUAGGUGGGAAAAUGCGUCGCUGGGACGUCCAUUGGUUUUAUUGUAUCUGUAAUAUCUGCUGGUGGGCAGCCAUUUGCAGAAACCACUGGUGUUUCGAUCUUGGAAGAUUUUCCAGGAGUCACUGUAAGAUUAUACAUAAAAAUUUUAAUGUACUUACGCAUCGUAUAUAUUAAUUCAGCUUCUUAAUAAUCCACUUUUUUUAUUUCACAUCACAGAAAUCAUUUUUGUGCUUAUACCAAUUUUAUCAAUUUAAUAAAUAUGCUUGUAUCAAUUUAAUAAAUAUUUAUGAAGUCCAGAAA
This is a messenger RNA of Odontomachus brunneus, 1810 nucleotides long. RefSeq lists its product as uncharacterized. NCBI's taxonomy places the organism in Eukaryota, Metazoa, Arthropoda, Insecta, Hymenoptera, Formicidae. Gene Ontology annotation, molecular function: proteasome binding. Gene Ontology annotation, cellular component: endoplasmic reticulum. Bases 174 to 902 code for a protein of 242 amino acids. The transcript has 6 exons. The record is from RefSeq and is a predicted model, not a curated record. Gene Ontology annotation, biological process: proteasome core complex assembly.